Phalaenopsis equestris is the source of this 676-nucleotide messenger RNA. RefSeq names its product dynamin-related protein 5A-like. The annotation marks the transcript as partial. Gene Ontology annotation, molecular function: GTP binding; GTPase activity; microtubule binding. Gene Ontology annotation, cellular component: microtubule; cytoplasm; membrane. The record is from RefSeq and is a predicted model, not a curated record. The transcript has 2 exons. NCBI's taxonomy places the organism in Eukaryota, Viridiplantae, Streptophyta, Magnoliopsida, Asparagales, Orchidaceae.
UUGAAAAAUCCCUAACGGCUAGUUUUUAUCUCUUUCCCAUCCCCUCUCCGCAUUUUAAAUCCUAGUUCUUUUUCUUGCUCUCCCUUUCUUGUUCUCGCCCUCUCUAAUGGCGGCCAACGUUCUCACAACCAACACCCCCAUCAAAACUCCAAACCCAAAAAACCACUCCAACUCCUCCGCAAGGAGGGUUGCGCCGCCGAGCAACACUACCAAUGCAGAUUCUUCCUCCUCCUCCGCCACCGAUUUGAAGUCCAGGUUUGAGGCAUACAACCGACUUCAGGCCGCAGCUUUCGCUUUCGGGGAGAAGCUUCCUAUCCCGGAGAUUGUUGCUAUCGGCGGCCAAUCCGAUGGAAAGAGUUCGCUCCUCGAAGCCCUGCUCGGCUUCCGCUUCAAUGUCCGCGAGGUCGAGAUGGGCACGCGUCGCCCUCUCGUCCUCCAGAUGGUCCACGAUCCGUCGUCCCUCGAGCCCCGAUGUCGCUUCCAGGACGAGGAUUCGGAGGAGUACGGAGGUUCAGUGGUUUCAGGUACGGCUAUUGCGGAUCUAAUCCGAUCACGCACUGAGGCACACCUGAGGAAGAUGAAUGCUGCAGUUUCUUCGAAGCCAAUUGUCAUGAGAGCUGAGUAUGCUCACUGCCCCAAUCUCACCAUUAUCGACACUCCUGGUUUUGUUCUAAAG